UAAAAAGCAGAAGUAGUGCAGUCAACCUCAAACUAAAAACUAGUGUUAGAAUACUAAAGAGAAAACAGAGAAGUAAGAGAGAAUAGGGUUGCGUGUGGUUAAGUUUUUUUACCUUUGAACUUGAACCGGAAAAGUUGCUGUCUUGUAAGUUGUAAUCUUUAUCUUUGAACUAGAUUUAUAAGAUCUCUUAUCCUGCUAGUAUAUAAUAUGUAUCAACCUUGAAAGAUCAAUAGAGCACAUUGAUUGCAUAUUGAAAAAUGGCCAGCCUACAUGAAGUUGAAGCUAGAAAAUUAAGAGACUUUCAUGGGCAGAGUUUGUUUAAUUCAACAGAGACAGCCGGAAAGAUCAUUACUUGCAAAGCUGCGGUGGUGAGAGGCCCGCAACAACCCUUUCUUCUUGAAAAGAUUCAAGUUGAUCCUCCUCAAAAAAUGGAGGUCCGAAUCAAGAUCCUCUAUACUUCAAUAUGUCAUACUGAUCUUAGCGCUUGGAAAGGCGAGAACGAAGCUCAACGAGCAUUUCCACGAAUCUUAGGCCAUGAAGCAGUCGGAAUGGUUGAGAGCGUGGGAGAAGGUGUGAGAGACAUGAAAGAAGGAGAUUAUGUGAUUCCGAUCUUCAAUGGAGAAUGUGGACAUUGCGAAUACUGUAAAAAUGAAAUGACAAAUCUGUGUAAAAAGUUCAGGGUUAACCCGUACAAAAGCGUAAUGGAAAAUGAUGGAAAAUGUAGGUUUUCCACGAAAGAAGGAGAACCCAUUUUUCAUUUUCUCAACACCUCCACUUUUACUGAAUACUCGGUGCUUGACUCUGCUUGUCUUGUCAAGAUUGAUCCAAAUUCUCCACUCAAGAAGAUAAGCUUGUUAAGUUGUGGCGUAUCCACAGGGGUGGGAGCUGCGUGGAAUGCUGCCAACAUACAAGCUGGAUCAACUGUUGCAAUUUUUGGUUUGGGUGCUUUGGGACUUGCAGUUGCAGAAGGAGCUCGAGCUAGAGGAGCAUCACAAAUCAUAGGCGUUGAUGUCAAUCCAGAAAAAUUCACCAGAGGUAAAGCAAUUGGAAUGACAAAAUUUGUAAACCCAAAGGAUGAAUCAAAGCCAGUUAAUCAGAUAAUUAGAGAAAUGACAGAUGGAGGUGUAGAUUACAGCUUUGAAUGUACUGGAAAUUUAGAGGUUCUUCGAGAAGCUUUCUUGUCCACUCACGAUGGAUGGGGAAAGACAGUGUUGGUAGGAAUUUAUCCAAGUCCGAAAAUGUUACCUCUCCAUCCAAUGGAGUUGUUUGAUGGCCGGAGCAUGGUCGGAACAGUGUUCGGGAACUUCGUAGGAAUUUAUCCAAGUCCGAAAAUCCAAUUGCCUCAACUUGCUAGAGAAUGCAUGAGAGGGGUCGUAAAUCUUGAUGGUUUUAUAACACAUGAACUUCCUUUUGAAAAGAUUAAUGAAGCUUUUGGGUUGCUCAGGGAUGGCAAGGCUUUGAGAUGUCUUCUAUACCUUUGAUUAUUUUUCUUUCCAUUUUAAUUAUCUGUUGUUGCUACAAUCAUCUUGGAUCUAUUUUUCAUUUCUGUUUUA
Molecule: messenger RNA, 1553 nt
Organism: Jatropha curcas
Lineage: Eukaryota; Viridiplantae; Streptophyta; Magnoliopsida; Malpighiales; Euphorbiaceae
Source: RefSeq, a predicted model, not a curated record